AUGUCAAUAGAGUUUGAAGAGAUUUUUGAAUUUUUGAGGGAGAUUGAAAUAUCAUGUGACAGUUUCAAUGAGUGUAAGGAAAAAAAAGAAAACAUAAUUGUAUUUUUAAAUGAAUUGAAGUCAUACAUUGAUGAUAUAUCCAUUUCGUUAAAGGAGCGGAUAAAUCAUCCAGAUAAUGUUACUACACAGUUUGAUAUACUGAAAAAGAUUAUUAAUAAAAAGGAAGUAUUAGAAAAUGUAAUCAUAAAAGAGAAGGAACAGUUUAAGUUUGUGUGUCAGCAGCAUAGAGAAGAGAGUACUUAUUAUAAGGAUGACUACUUGGUUAAUUUUGCUAAUGAUAGAAGUAACAAUGUUUCCCCGAAUGAAUAUAGCGUACAUGAGGACCCCCCAUUUGAUGUUGUUAACCUGUGCAGUCAGAUGGAUGUCCAAGGUAUUAGUAGUGAAACAAAUAAUAACAUAAAAAACGCUAGUUACAGUUCAUUGACAUAUUGUAUAAAAGAGGCAUCACUACUACACCAUAUUGAUGAAAAUAGCAUUGUAGAAAGGGAGUAUUUACUAAAUAAUGAAAUGGAAAAAUUUGAAGAUAUAAAAGAAAAAGAUAAGACCAAUUCAAGAAGUGACAAGAUAAUAAAUAAUAAAGAAAACAGUCAUAUGCAGGAAAAGAAGGUGAAAGAAGCAGGAGGGGUAGAGAUGAAGAAGGAGGAACAUAAAUAUUAUGAAAAUGGGCAAAAACAGAUAUCACAAAUGCUACUACAUAAGAGUGAAAAGGAUGUAAAUAAAAAAAGUAACAACAUAAAAAGUUUAGAUGAUAACAUCGAAAUAGUAAAAGAUGACAUUAUCAAAGAAUGGAGUGAGCAGAUAGACGAUUACGAUAAUUUAAUACAUGAAUAUUCGUUUGAAUACAAAAAAAUGGGAUUUCAAAAAAAAAAUGAAAAAAGGAAAAAUAAUAAUAUGUCCGAUGAGAAUAUUGAUGAAGAGUUAUGUUUACUGGCACAAGAAAUGAAAGAAAAUGUUUUAACCUACAGAGAAAUAAUUAUAGAAGACAAUAGAACGUUAGAGAAAUCUGCAAACAAACAAGCACUUAAUAUAGAUUCUUUAACUGAUGUGAAUAAAAGAACCAAAAGUAUGAGUAAAAAUCAAAGCAUCUCUUUCUUCAUAUCACUCAUCAUAAUUUUAAUUUCGGCUCUGCUUUUUAUGUUUACUUUUUUUAUUAUUCUCAUCCUCUAG
Messenger RNA from Plasmodium malariae, 1227 nucleotides. Its product is annotated as conserved Plasmodium protein, unknown function. The transcript has a single exon. The record is from RefSeq and is a predicted model, not a curated record. NCBI's taxonomy places the organism in Eukaryota, Apicomplexa, Aconoidasida, Haemosporida, Plasmodiidae. The coding region runs from base 1 to 1227 and encodes 408 amino acids.